CCCUACCCAAAGAGGAGAGGGAAAUGAAAAAUGUAGAGAGGCGCGACAUUGAGUCUCAGCUCACAUUGUGAGGAUUGUGGAAGAGUUGUUUGAGAAUAGUUGAAAUUUCUUGAAACGAGAGAGGGAAUCAAAGAGAAGACGAACGAGGUCUUCUUCUUCUUCAAAGGGAUUCCUAACUGGAGAGAGAAUCAAUCCCUCAAAAGCAAGCUGAAUUUCUCGCAGUUUCAAUUACCACCACAUCAGAAAACGAUCAUCAUCAUUGUUAUCUUCAAUGGGCGACGCUCAACCACCGCCCCCGCCCCCCCCUUCAACAAGGUUUCUCAUGAAGCGCGGCAAGCUACUUUGGCGUGUACUCUUGAUCUCAAAUUUUGCGCUUGGAGCUUAUCUCUUUUCAAGGCCAAAGAAGAAAGCUGUGACUGAGGUUCAUACCAGAAAAGGUCACAAAUUGCAAAUGGAGAAAACUACUGUUGAAAUUCCUGAACCACCCACAACCACCACUUCAGUGGACACAAUUUUUGAUGAUGAUGCAUUCUAUUUGCCUGUCUCUAUACCCGAGGAAGUGCGACCUCCCAUUCCUGAUGAGCAACAACGUGAAGUUUUCAAAUGGAUGCUGGAAGGGAAGAGAAAAGCUCAACCCAAGGACCCUGUAGAGAAGAAGCAAAUAGAUGAAGAAAAAGCCAUCCUCAAAGAGAUUCUACGUGCAGACAUUAUACCAAAGUUUUGAUUCCCACUUCAGUUUCCUCAAUGCUGACAGAUUAAAGUUUCAACACAAUAGAUAGGCUUUGACAAGCUCUGAUUAUUGCGCACGUUGAAGUCCAUUUUUUACUGGAUAGCAUGCAUUAAGCAGUGGCAUUAUACUGCUAAUUCAUUUUUCGCUAUAUUGACAUGAGCGGUCAUCCAGCUUAAUCCAUCCUGACGAAAAUGAGAAAAAAUAUUUUUUUUUUUGGGAUGAUUGUAGAUUUCAUAUCAUAUCAUUGAGUUCAUCAUGUAACACCACCAACUUGUAUCGAGAAUGGGUGCCAGUGUACCGUACUGUUGUCACUUGCCUACUCGUCAGUUGUAUUUUUGGUCCUUGGGCAUGUGAGCUCUGUGCUAAUGAACCAAGGACACGUCAUUGUAAUGAUCAGUGUACGUUGGUUAA
This is a messenger RNA of Prosopis cineraria, 1141 nucleotides long. RefSeq lists its product as uncharacterized. Lineage: Eukaryota; Viridiplantae; Streptophyta; Magnoliopsida; Fabales; Fabaceae. The record is from RefSeq and is a predicted model, not a curated record. Bases 272 to 724 code for a protein of 150 amino acids. The transcript is spliced from 2 exons.